Punica granatum (pomegranate) is the source of this 1361-nucleotide messenger RNA. The record is from RefSeq and is a predicted model, not a curated record. NCBI's taxonomy places the organism in Eukaryota, Viridiplantae, Streptophyta, Magnoliopsida, Myrtales, Lythraceae.
UCUUGGAGUUUAGCAAAACAAGAGGAGAGCUCCUAAUUCUUUGUUCCUCCUUUGCUUAUCUCUCUAGUUCUGUAACAUCACUUCGGAUUCUAAUUGUACGCGAGAUCGAUCGAGGAAUUGAUUAGUGUAAGAUCAUAAGAAUGGGAAGAGCUCCUUGUUGUGACAAAGCUAAUGUGAAGAGAGGGCCGUGGUCUCCUGACGAAGAUGCCAUCCUCAAGACACACAUAGACAACCACGGCACUGGUGGCAAUUGGAUCACUCUCCCUCAAAAAGCAGGAUUGAAGCGUUGCGGGAAGAGUUGCCGGCUGAGGUGGCUAAACUAUCUGAGACCCGACAUCAAGCAUGGAGGUUUCACUGAGGAGGAAGACAACAUAAUCUGCUCUCUCUACUUGACCAUAGGAAGCAGGCAAGUGACCAUCUUGUGAUCCUGUCUUAUUAGUUCUGGAUAUUCCUCCCAUGUUGAUGUUCCGAUAAAACAAAGAUAGAACAGUGCCGAAUCUUGUUUUUCACAUAUCGAACAAUAUGUUCAUGGUUGUGUUUUCUCGACAGGUGGUCGGUGAUAGCCUCCAAUCUGCCAGGGAGAACCGACAACGACGUAAAGAACUACUGGAAUACGAGGCUGAAGAAGAAGCUGUUGGCAGCAGGAAUCAUUAGUUCUGAUUCCGCCAAGGUGGCUGAUAUCAACAUGACUAACUGCAACUUGAGAAGAGGCAUCAUCACCAAUAACUACGAGAAUCAUUCGGCUAGUUUGAUCACAAAUCCAUCAACAUCGUUGCCUCAUCAUCUUCUUCAUUCGAGUUCUUAUCACCAGGAAACGAGCUUCUUCAGCCCCAGUCCUUCCCUUCCAAGCCUCACAGAAGUUUCGGAUAAUACUAGCAAUAUCCCCAUUGCAAAUAUGGACUUCCACGUUUCAUCUUCUCAAGAACUUUCGAGUUCAUCCGGUUCUCCUGCCUUGGCGACAAUAAUGGACUCAUACGACGACUUAUCAAUUGACAAACUACUGGACUUGGACUUUGGGACCGUGUACGAAAUCUUGAGCCGCAGCUUUAGCUUCAAGCAAGAGACGAGCAGCCAUUUACUUGGUCCAUACACAAUUAAUUAGCUGUGAACUUCGCAUGCUCAUAGAUUGACCGGAUUAAUUCUUUGCGAAAGCAACAUGAUUUACUCAAGAGACAAACCUUAAUGUCUAGAUAGGAUAAAUUACGGGGUACAGAAUCACUUUUUACCAAUUAUUUUGAAUUAGCUUCUCUUGUGACCAAGCCUAGCUAGGUUGUUUCAAUUGUUUAAAUAAGAUUAUGAGCUGGAGUCCGCAUAGAUUGCUUCUGAUUGGUUUGUAACGUCCAAUUGAUCAUAUGAAACUC